AUUACCACAAAAAAACUGGUUGAUGAUAUCUGGAACUUCAUACGAAUUCACACAUUUGCUCUUUUUAAUAUUUUAAUUGGAGCACAACUUCAUUAUGUCGAAGUCUAUAAAACUGUUUUACGAUUUCGCAUCGCCCUACUCCUAUAUAGGAUUUGAGCUUGCAAAGCGUCUAACAACUGCUUGGAAAGUUGACCUUCACUUGAGACCGAUGCUGCUUGGUGGAAUAUUUAAGAAACUGAAAUCAGCUGCACCUUCAGACCCUAAAAAGGUGUACACAGAUAUUGACCUUAAAAGACUAUGUCGUUAUUAUCAUAUACCUAUGGUUGACAAUCGUGCAUUUUUUGUUCAAGUUGCAAUCUUUAAGGGAACUUUAAUACCGAUGAGGUUCAUUACAGCCAUUGAUAUGAAGAAGCCAGAUAUAACAGAACAAGUUUCAAGUGCAAUAUAUAGAGCAUUCUACGUAAAAGAGCAAGAUAUUAAUGAAAUUGAUAUUCUAAGAAAAGCAGCUCUCAGUUGUGGAUUAGAUGCACAAUUCGUUGAUCAAUGCGUCUCCGACAUGACGAGUGAUCCUGUUAAAAAUCGACUUAGAAAUUUUACUGACGAAGCUUUAGAUUCGGGUUGUUUCGGUGCGCCUUGGUUCGUUAUUAGGGAUGAAAGGAACGUUGAUCAUAGCUUCUUUGGUUCAGAAAGAAUUAACGUGAUGGCUGACAUUCUGGGUAAAGAAUAUCCAGGACCAAUAAGGCAAUCAACCCUAUAA
This is a messenger RNA of Dimorphilus gyrociliatus, 757 nucleotides long. NCBI's taxonomy places the organism in Eukaryota, Metazoa, Annelida, Polychaeta, Dinophilidae. The record is from the annotation of a GenBank genome assembly.